AUGGCCCAUGCGAUUGCCGUCGAGAAGGGUUCCGGUGAUUUUCCGGCAAAACUCACCGGACAAGUAUUCCUUUGCUGCAUCGUUGCUGCCUUUGGUGGUUUCAUGUUUGGCUACGACAUUGGUAUUUCAGGUGGAGUGACAUCCAUGGAUGAUUUCCUGAAGAAGUUUUUUCCGACGGUUUACGUAAAAAAGCACGAGGCUAAGGAGGACAACUAUUGCAAGUACGAUAAUGAAUACUUGCAGCUGUUCACCUCUUCCUUGUACCUCGCCGCCAUGGUGUGCAGCUUGAUAGCGUCGAAGUGCUGCCGCCGUUUCGGCCGGAAACCUACCAUGCAAUUCGCCUCCCUCUUCUUCCUCAUCGGCGCUGUCCUCAACGCCGCCGCCAUGAAUCUUGGUAUGCUCAUUGCUGGCCGCAUUUGUCUCGGCGCCGGCGUUGGUUUUGGCAACCAGGCGGUGCCAUUGUUCAUAUCAGAGAUUGCUCCACCAAAGUACAGAGGAGCUCUCAACUGUAGCUUUCAACUGCUAAUCACCUUUGGCAUAUUGAUUGCGAAUCUGAUCAACUAUGGAACCUCUCGGAUGGUCGGAUACGGGUGGAGGAUUUCGCUGGGCGGAGCCGCGGUGCCGGCCCUCAUCCUCGGCUUCGGCUCUCUCCUCAUCCACGAGACUCCCACGAGCCUCAUCGAGCGCGGCAAGAAAGACGAAGGCCUAGCCGCUCUCAAGAAGAUCCGUGGCCUGGAAAACGUGGAGAGAGAGUACGACGAGAUCGUCCGCGCGACGGAGAUGGCGAACAAGAUCAAGCACCCGUUCAGGAACCUGAUGAAGCGGUCGAGCCGGCCCCAGCUCGUGUGCGGCACGCUCCUCGCCCUCUUCCAGCAGUUCACCGGCAUGAACGUGAUCAUGUUCUACGCGCCCGUCCUGUUCCAGACCGUCGGGUUCGGGGCCAACGCGUCGCUGCUGUCCGCCGUGAUCACCGGCUGCGUCAACGCCGUCUCCACCGUCGUCACCAUCCUCUUCGCCGACAGCUUCGGCCGGCGGUUUUUGCUCGUGGAAGGCGCCAUCCAGAUGCUGGCGGGGCAGUGCGUCGCGGGAGGGAUCCUGGCCGUUCAUCUGCAAUCCACUAACGCCAUCCCCGAGAAAUACGCGCACAUUCUGGUAAUCGUGGUGUGCGUGUUCGUUGCGGGUUUCGCGUGGUCGUGGGGCCCUCUAGGCUGGCUAAUCCCCAGCGAAAUAUUCCCCCUGGAGACCAGAACCGCCGGAUUCUUCUUCGCCGUGAGCACCAACAUGAUCUGCACCUUCAUCAUAGCUCAGGCGUUCCUGACGAUGAUGUGCCACAUGAAAUCCGCGACCUUCUUCUUCUUCGCCGUGUGGAUUGUGGUUAUGAUGUGCUUUACUAUAUUUUUCUUGCCGGAAACAAAGGGAAUCCCCAUAGAUGAGAUGAACGAGAGAGCUUGGAAGAAGCAUUGGUAUUGGAAGAAGUACUGCAUUGAAGAAGAUGAACAGAAAAAAUCUGGGGAUCAGGCUGAUGAAGAUCGGAGCGUCAUCAGCCAAUAG
Messenger RNA from Ipomoea triloba (trilobed morning glory), 1551 nucleotides. RefSeq names its product sugar transport protein 8-like. Gene Ontology annotation, molecular function: monosaccharide transmembrane transporter activity. The transcript has 3 exons. Gene Ontology annotation, cellular component: membrane. The record is from RefSeq and is a predicted model, not a curated record. Gene Ontology annotation, biological process: monosaccharide transmembrane transport. The coding region runs from base 1 to 1551 and encodes 516 amino acids. Lineage: Eukaryota; Viridiplantae; Streptophyta; Magnoliopsida; Solanales; Convolvulaceae.